UACCCAUAAAACCAUUGAAAAGCAGCAAAAACUAAUAUAUUAGCACAACGACAUCGUUUGCUUCACCCCCAUUUAGCACUCUCCAAUCUCCAUCCACAUCAUGCAAGGACCGCCCAUGAGACCGAGCUUAAAAUUGACAAGACUCUUCCUUUCAUUAAACAGGGAGGCUUCACUGCGGCUAUAAAUCAAACACCUGAACGACUAUUCUUUUAACUCGAAAGUCAAUACCCACAGACACAAAAUCUCGUGAAUUUUGCUCUUGAGGGUCUUUUCCUGUUCAGUUUUUAGCCACAAUGCCAAGCUUGUCUAAAAAUGCAAAGCGUAAGAAACUCCAUCUUGAGCCACAUGGGGCUGAGGGGUUCUGCAGAACAAUUGCUGUUUGCUCAGAGGGGAAAUGUGUUCAAGCAACUUCGUUGGCAGAUGUGUACAUCAGCAGGAAACAGCCCUGAUCAAAUCAUGGAUCGAGUCAUUGAACUGGUUAAGAAGUUUGAUAAAAUCGAUGCCAAUAAGGUUACUGCAGCAGCUGAUUUCCAAAAAGAUUUGUCCCUGGAUAGUUUAGACAGGGUUGAGCUCGUCAUGGCUUUUGAGGAAGAAUUUUCCUUUGAAAUCCCGGAGGAGAAAGCAGAUAAACUUACCUGUUGCGCUGAUGUUGCGAAAUAUAUAGUUUCUGGAGGUGAACAGAAAAUUGUAAAUCCUGAGUGGUAGUCAAUUUUAGGAUUUCCCAAAGGUGAAAGGGUGCUCUUGGACAAUUGUCUUGUCUGUUUUUCAUGCUUGUUCAUUUUUGUGAAUCAAUAACUACAUAUAAUGUUUUCCAAACCGUUUAUAUCUUA
Molecule: messenger RNA, 830 nt
Organism: Populus nigra (black poplar)
Lineage: Eukaryota; Viridiplantae; Streptophyta; Magnoliopsida; Malpighiales; Salicaceae
Product: acyl carrier protein 3, mitochondrial-like
Exons: 4
Coding region: 313-705 (130 amino acids)
Biological process (GO): fatty acid biosynthetic process
Cellular component (GO): mitochondrion
Molecular function (GO): acyl binding; acyl carrier activity
Source: RefSeq, a predicted model, not a curated record